AUGUUCAGCAAACAGUAUUUUGUCGUGCUCUUACUGGCGUACGUUGCAAAUUGCGAAAAAUCAUAUUUACCACCCUACAUCGUACCAUGUGAGUUCAAGAGCGAUGACUUCGUGGACUGCGUCAAGAAUCAAAUUGAGAUCGCACUGCCGCUAUUCACACUUGGAAUCCCAGAAAUGGACGUCCCUUCAAUAGAUCCAGUUCACUUGAAGAACAUCGAGAUUCUUGGAAACGGGCUAAACCUGACCUUCUCGGAAGCUAAAAUGCACGGCCUCAGUCAGGCUAAACUGACGGAAUUAAAAGUGCAACUGAGCAAAGGUGAAGGAAAAUUUUCUCUAUCGUUCAAAAGCAACAUGAACUUGACUGCAAAGUACGUCGCCGAUGGCAAAAUCCUAAUUCUUCCGAUCAAAGGAAACGGAGACGCAUUGGUUGAUGCUCAGGGUGUAGAAGUGCACAUUGACAGUAAAUUGAUCCAUGAAAAGGACAGCAAAGGUGACCAUAUGAAGCUGGCUACUCCAAAGUAUAGGUAUACCAUCGAACGCACCGUAUUCGACCUGAAGAACCUAUUUAACGGAAACAAGCAACUUGCGGAAACAACCCUUCAGUUUGCCAACGAAAACUGGCAACAGUUGAUGGAUGAGCUCUCUCCCCCGGCCAUCAAGCAGAUCGUAAAAACCGUCGUCAAAGCCAUCAACAAGUUUUUGUCCAAAGUCGACAUUCAUGAAAUAAUAAAAGGAUAUACCGAAGAUUAA
This is a messenger RNA of Spodoptera littoralis (African cotton leafworm), 750 nucleotides long. The record is from the annotation of a GenBank genome assembly. NCBI's taxonomy places the organism in Eukaryota, Metazoa, Arthropoda, Insecta, Lepidoptera, Noctuidae.